AUGCUUUCUUCAUUGGUUGGCUGGAUUAUACCCUCUUCCUCUUCCUCUUCCUCUUCCUCUUCCUCUUCUUCCUCCCAAUACGACGAAAAAGAAGAUGAUGACACAAAAAACGACAGCAUUUCAGCUAAACCUAUCGAUAACAUUGAUGAAUCCAUUGAUGAUCCCAAAAUUCCAGUUGGAAUCGCCGUCCGCUCCACCCCUAUAGUCACAAUUGCACUUCCUGCCACUGCGGCCACCCCUAUAGGCAACCCUCCAAUCACAGCCACCACCACAACCACUACUAUAAUUGUGAAUUCAAAACGACAGCGUGUUGAGAAUGAGAACAAGAACGAUGCAUGGGCCAUGCAGGAAGAGAAAAGGCAUGUGGACUAUUCUCGGAGACUGAUUCAACGGAUUUGGACUAACGAGGAUGAGAUUGAGCUCCUACGAGGCUUCCUUGAGUUCACAACACAGCGUGGCUCCACAAAUUACAAUGUCACCAAAGAAUUCUACGAUCAAAUCAGGUCCAAACUUCAGGUUGAGUUCAACAAGAACCAGCUCUCUGAUAAGCUCAGCAAGUUAAAGAGAAAGUACAAAAGAAUUCUUGAAAAAAUCAACCCAGACAAAGAGUUUUCUUUCAAGACCGCACAUGAACAAGCCAGGUUUGAAAUUUCUCGUAAGAUCUGGGGUGAUAUUGUUGGCCGAAUUGGCGUUGAAGAUAGCAUGUUGGAUGAGGAUGAACCGAGUUCUAGCCUUAAUGACAUUAAUCUUGUCAAUGUUAAGGUGGAGGAUGAGGAAGUUAUGGGUGAUUUUAGGCCAUGGAAGCGACCAAAGUCUCUGUCUGGUUUGAAAAUCAAUGAGAAGCACGUUUCGAACAAUGGUACUUUGCCAAAUGACAUUGAAAAUGGGAAUAAUGACGUAGCGAGCUUGAUUGAGGAUACGGUGAAGAGUUUAUCACCAUUGUUUCAAGAGCUGUUGAGCAAUGCAUUGAGUCCAACGCAAUGGAGUCCUGAUGGGGUGGAUGAGAAGUGGAAGGAGCAAAAGAUUAAGGAGUUGGAGGUGUAUUCAAAGCGUUUGGAGUUGGUGCAGGAUCAGAUUAAAACAACAUUGGAGGAAUUGAAGUCUAUGGGAGGUUGAUGGAGGAUAUAUUUGGGUUUGAAUUCGAACAUAUGCAGAC
Messenger RNA from Quercus lobata, 1156 nucleotides. RefSeq names its product probable transcription factor At5g28040. Gene Ontology annotation, biological process: regulation of DNA-templated transcription. The coding region runs from base 1 to 1116 and encodes 371 amino acids. NCBI's taxonomy places the organism in Eukaryota, Viridiplantae, Streptophyta, Magnoliopsida, Fagales, Fagaceae. The transcript has a single exon. Gene Ontology annotation, cellular component: nucleus. The record is from RefSeq and is a predicted model, not a curated record.